AUGUCAUUUGUUACAACUAAACAACAACGAUUAAUAGAAGAUGCAGUAUCUAAUCAUGUUAAAUACUAUGAUAAAACAAUUAAUCAAUAUUUAAAAUUAAGACAAGAUUUAUUUAAAUUAACAAAUGAUAUUAUACAAUCACAGCAACAACCAUUAGAGAAUGAUGAACAACAAGAAAGUAAUAAUUCUAUUAAUAUUAAAUUACAAUUAAAUGAAUUAAAAUUCAAUUUAGAUAGAAUGUAUCAAUUAUAUAAAUCACAUUUAAUUGAAUUAACUAAUUUCUUAAUAAUUCAUAAACAACAACAACAACAACAACAACAAAAAGGAAGUAUAAUUAUAGAUGAUGUUAAUAAUCAAUAUGAAUCAUUAACAAUUAAACAAAAUAAAUUAAAGGAUGAAAUUAAUAAUAUAACAAAAAUACAAAAACCUUUAUUAGAAAAGUUAAGAAAUUUAGUUUAUAAUUUUAAUAACAAUUUAGAUCCAUUAAAAGUUAAACAAUACACUGCCAGUAGUGCUACUGCCAGAGAACCAAUUGAUUAUGAAACUUCAACCAAGAUUGAUUUAAGUUCAUUGAAAUUUACAAAGGAACAAUUAGUUACAUUAUUUAAUGAUAUUACUGAUUCAUUAAAUGUUGAAGAAUCAUUAAAGAAUAAUACUCGAUUAUUUGAGUAUCAACCAGAAGAUGAUGAUUCUAUGAUUUAUAGAUUAAAUAAAUCUUCAUUACAUGAAAUUUCAACUCAAUCAACAAUUGANGAUUCUAUGAUUUAUAGAUUAAAUAAAUCUUCAUUACAUGAAAUUUCAACUCAAUCAACAAUUGAUGAAUAUGAUGAAUUAAUAGCUACAACUAUUAAUCAAAUAAAUUCAUUAAAUCAAGAAGGUUAUGAAUUAAAACAAAAUUGGAAUAAAAUGGCAUCCAAAAUUGAAAUCAUCAGUCAAAUUAUUAUAAAUGAACAAUCCCCACCACCGUCACACGACUUAGAAGAAGACCAACAAGUAGAUAUAGAGAUGGAAGGAUAA
Molecule: messenger RNA, 1017 nt
Organism: Hemisphaericaspora subhashii
Lineage: Eukaryota; Fungi; Ascomycota; Pichiomycetes; Serinales; Debaryomycetaceae
Exons: 1
Coding region: 1-1017 (338 amino acids)
Source: RefSeq, a predicted model, not a curated record